GAACACCUAAAUUUCUCGUUUUGAGAUGGCCGCCGGCGGCGGCGGCGGCGCGGCGACGACGGGGUGGCUCAUCGUGAGGGCGCAGAAGUCGACCAACCAGCUCAAGGCGCUGCUGGCGAAGCUGCUUCCAGCUGGGGGCGCGGCACAGGGCGCCGCCGCCGUGGAGGCGAUCCUGUCGGACAUGUCGGAGGCGCUGUCUGAAGCGCUCGCGUCUCUGCAGGCUCCCGGCCGGUCGGACGAUCGGCGGCUGCCGGCGCCGCCGGCGGCGAGCUUGUUGGUCCAUGGACGAAGUGCUGCAGCGAUCGGCAGCAGCGGCCGGUCAGUGUCGAGAAGGAGUGGUCGUCAGCGGAGAAGCAGGGCAGACGGUUCAUCUCGUAGAAUUAUGCUACAGUUUGGCGAUCGUGGUGAUUCCUACACCUGGAGAAAGUAUGGGCAGAAGGACAUUCUUGGCGCCAGAUUUGCCAGGAACUACUACAGAUGCGCGUGCGCCCAGAGGUCUGGCUGCUCGGCGAGGAAGCACGUGCAGCAAUCCGACGACGACCCCACCCGGCUGGAGAUCACCUACAUCGGCGCCCACACCUGCGACGAUCGGCCGUCGUCGCCGGCGACGAGCCCCGUCGACGACGAGCAGCGCUCCACCGUCGUCAGCCACCUGCCGGCGGUGGCCGUCGCCGCCGCCGCGCCGUCCACUGUGCGAAAGCUGGUGGAACGACAUGUCCCGGCAUCGGACAUGAUGGAGGCCUGCACGCCGUCGAUGGAGAUGGAGGCCUCGUGGCUGCUCAUACCGUCGCCGGCGUGCUCGCAGUCGGAGCUGCUGUCCGAGGCGGUGGAGGUUCCCGAGCUGCGGCCCGGUGCUUCGCCGCCGGCUCCGGCGGAACGCGGGAAGGCGUGGGACGGCGAGCUCCUCGCGCUCUACGACUCCGUCGUGCCAGAUUUAGUGUGGCGUCCCAGCGCCUAGUCAGCGCGUGUUUAGCAUAGUCAGCGCUGAGUCACGUGUCCACGGUGGCCAAAAUCAGGUUAAGUGCUAGGAGCCUAGGAGCGUCUUUGUUUAUACAGAGAUAAUGAUAUGAGAAGGUUGACAAUGAUAUCAUCGGUUCAUGACGAUAGUUGAAGUAAAA
Messenger RNA from Oryza brachyantha (malo sina), 1118 nucleotides. Its product is annotated as transcription factor WRKY19-like. NCBI's taxonomy places the organism in Eukaryota, Viridiplantae, Streptophyta, Magnoliopsida, Poales, Poaceae. The transcript has 3 exons. Gene Ontology annotation, molecular function: DNA-binding transcription factor activity; sequence-specific DNA binding. Gene Ontology annotation, biological process: regulation of DNA-templated transcription. Bases 26 to 958 code for a protein of 310 amino acids. The record is from RefSeq and is a predicted model, not a curated record.